CAAAGACUUUAAACGGCCCUCACGAACCAAUUUGGACUCAUUCCUCUACUAUUUUUCUCAAACACUUGUUGGGGGGUUCUUCGAGGGCAAUGGAGGGCUCCUCCUCCUCCUCAUCCUCGCAGCCGUCUGAUUCAAAUCCAACGUCUAAUGGCGCUUCCCAGUUCCUCUCCAACCUUCCUUCCCGUGGCCUCUUCUCCUCCACCGUUCUCUCUUCAAAUCCGGGUGGAAUGCGAGUUUAUGUUUGUGUUCAUGACACAUCGCCACCAGAGGGUCAACAAAUAAAGACAAAUCAACAAAACAUAUUGAUUAGGUCGCUUACACUUAGGAACAAGAAGAGUGAAUCUGGUUCAAGGGAUGCAAACGGUGCUGGUGCAGCUGAAAGUUCUAAAAAGAGGGCUCCUGAAAGGCAUCCCGAAAGCAGGCCUACAGCUAAGAGAUCCAAUAGUCAUAGUAGUUCUCGACAAGAAGGAUCAACUACCCAACAAGCACCGAUUAGGGACUACCAGGCUUUAACCGUGGAGAGGCUUCGUGCACUUCUGAAGGCAAAAGGUCUUUCUUUAAAAGGAAAGAAGGAUGAGCUGAUUUCUCGCUUGAAAGGUGCAAGUGGUUCAGCAUAGUUAAGACGGCAAGGAACAAAUCCGCUCUCUUCAUGUGUACUCUCUUCAGAUAAUGAAACUGGAUGGUUUUGAUCUUUUUGGAUGUUACUUCAGAAAAUCUACGCAUGGGUUUUUCAUAAUGUAACAGGAAAAUGAGGUUUGGAAGGUGGGUGAGUGAAAAAAAUGGAGCUUGUAAGAUCUGUUAAUCUUUGAAAUGCUUUUGUACCUAUGUUUCAUAUCUUUUAAAGCCACCUUGGACAAAGUUGCCUCUUUCACAAUGAAGCAAUCCUGGUUAACUCA
Molecule: messenger RNA, 896 nt
Organism: Ziziphus jujuba (common jujube)
Lineage: Eukaryota; Viridiplantae; Streptophyta; Magnoliopsida; Rosales; Rhamnaceae
Exons: 6
Coding region: 90-617 (175 amino acids)
Biological process (GO): positive regulation of proteasomal ubiquitin-dependent protein catabolic process
Cellular component (GO): Cul4-RING E3 ubiquitin ligase complex
Source: RefSeq, a predicted model, not a curated record